AUGAGUCAAUUACUCAAUCAAGUACUUCAAGUGAAUAUGUAUCUUCAACCAUUACAGUUUUUACUUUCCAUUAUUGCGAAUACACUUAAUAUAUGUUUAUUAUGUUCUUGUACUCUUCGCUCAUCACCCUGUACACACUACUUUAUGGCGUAUGCUAUAUUUAGUAUUAUCUAUACUUGCCUUAUAUGCCCAUUACAAUUUUUACGUGGUUUUAAUAUCUAUUUGGUAAAUACACCAAUCGGUUGUAGACUGCACUUGUAUUUUGUAUUCUUACCAUCACUUUUAGCAAGAAUGAUGCUUGUACUAGCUUCAUUUGAUCGUUACUGUGCAAGUUUCCAACCACAGCGACUUAACUCGAGCAGUACAGUACGAAAAGCAAGAUUACUUAUUAUUAUUGCUACAAUAUUAUGUAUUACGUACAUGUCACCAUUGUUAGCCAUAUACCACCGGAAAGAAUCAUCGGGCACAUGUCUACAAGACUCAAAUCUACUGAUCAAUAUUUAUAUUUUCAGUCAAAUUCUUCUUUAUUAUAUUUCAGCACCUCUAUUAAUGAUUAUAUUCGGUCUGUUGACUAUAUCUAAUACUCGACGUCUUCUGACUCGCAUAGGACCACAGUUAAAUUUUGGACGCUGGCGUCGAACUGAAAGACAAUUAACUCGAAUGUUGCUUCUACAAAUGAGUAUUCAUCUUGUUCUUACCCUUCCAUUCGGUAUUAUUUACAGUAUGAAUGCGUUUGAUCCAUCAACAAUAACAUCUAAUAUUAUGACCGUUCGAAAUAUAUUAGUCAUAUGGCAACAAUGUGAUUAUUUUGUUUCAUUUUUUCUUUAUAUUUUUUCUGGAAGUGCUUAUCGUAAACAACUUGUUCACAUGUUAAAAUCUAUCAAACUUCGAAAUCGAAUAAUACAUCCAUUCAAAAAAUAA
This is a messenger RNA of Rotaria sp. Silwood2, 921 nucleotides long. NCBI's taxonomy places the organism in Eukaryota, Metazoa, Rotifera, Eurotatoria, Philodinida, Philodinidae. The record is from the annotation of a GenBank genome assembly.